AUGUCAUCGACAGAAGGGAGAUGGAAGCCCACCCCGAGGCUUCAAUCUGUCAAGUUUGUGUUUGACACACCGACCCCGUCGGAUGCGCAAACCCCAGACGAGAUCGUCUUCGAGAAUCCGUUCCCUGCCGAUGUUGCGGGUGUUCCCAAGCGCUUCGUUGUCAAGUUCCCCGCCGCGCAAAGCCCUAAGCAAGAGGAUGACGUUGUACAGACGCCUCAAAACUACGGCGAAGAAUCUCCCGGCGGUGGGUCGCAGUCCAGCGAGCCGUUUGACAUCAAGAGUGCGUCCGCAGAUGCGAAGGCGACUACAAACCAGCGAUCCCGUGUCCGAGGCCCGGUCUGCGAGCUGGAGGGAGAUAUCAAGCCCGCGGUAUGCGCUGUUUGGGCUCUGAUUCUAUCGUCUCUGACGGGCAGCGAAGACGUUCGCUUCAAGAUAUGCGACACGGGUCGCUCAUGUCCACUAUCCCAGGCCAAUCUUUCUGUCGACCGUAACCAGCAGGUUUCCACCUUUCUCAGAUGCGUUGCAGACACGCCAGCUGUGUCUGGCGUUCCCAACACUGAGUCGAAUAUGAUGACUCCCGCAACAGACGAUGUUUUCCUCCAAACCAUCGUGGCCUUCUCAACAACUGUGCUAGGAGUCCGAGAGUUAUCGGAUGCCACUGACUGGGCCAUUCGACUCGAGUGUUCAAUCGAUAACCAAGAGUUGGAGCUCUCCGCCACUUUUGACCAACAGCGGUUCUCUCGCCUGGAGGUGAGGCUUCUGUUAAAUGACCUGGAGCAUGGUCUUUGGCAGUUGAACCACCUCAAGACACAGCAAAUGACUUUGGGCGACAUCCAUACGCUAAGUCCUGCCAGCCAGCGUCAUCUUGUACAGCUCAACAGGCCGCUUCCGAAACAAGAAGAUAUUCUGGUCCACGAUGUGAUAGCCCAGCAGGCCGAAUCGCAGAAACAGGCUCAUGCAGUCUGCGCUUGGGAUGGCAACCUGUCGUACACUCAGCUACAGGACCACGCCGACAAACUUGCAAAUCACCUUUCGAGCAUUGGCGUCGGGCCCGAAGUCUUCGUCCCCGUCAUCUUCGAAAAGUCAGUCUGGAGCGUUGUGGCCAUACUGGGAGUGAUAAGGGCAGGGGGCGCUGUCGUGGCCCUUGAUCCAUCACUCCCUACAACCCGGAUCUGCAUGAUUGUCCAAGACGUAAACGCAUCCAUCGUAUUAUCAUCAGUCAGUAGCCAAGACAAGAUUCCUGAGCAUAUACUUCAGGAAAACAGGGUCAUUGUCAACGAACGACUCUUUCCAACACUCUCUACGAGAGCCGCAUCCUGGCCAGCUCGGCUGGUUACGUCCAACAAUGCACUUUACGUAGUUUACACAAGCGGCUCGACGGGGAAGCCAAAGGGUGUGGUGGUCACUCAUACUUCCUUUUUCUCCAGCUCAAGGGGAUUCUCCAAGGCCAUUCACCUUGACUCGCCAAAGGCUCGCGUAUUGCAAUACUCCUCUUUCUCGUUCGACAUUUCUAUGCUCGAGAUCCUCUCCACCCUGAUGGCCGGCGCGUGUAUUUGCAUUCCGUCUGAGGAAGAGAGAAUGAACAAUCUGGCCGGAUGCAUCACAGGGAUGGAUGUCAACUGGGCCAUGUUGACGCCGUCAGUGGCGAGCUUGAUGAGCCCAGAGGAAGUCCCCAGCCUAGAAGUGCUCUGCUCUGUUGGUGAAACACUCCCGCAGGAUGUUGCAGAAACAUGGGCCGGCCACGUUAAAACCAUCAAUGCAUAUGGUCCUGCGGAAUGCUCAGCCGUCACUGUCGUCAGCAAACCCAGAACCAAGGGCGUCAAGAGCAUUUCCAUCGGGAGAUCCGCGAACUGCGCUGUAUGGAUCGUCACCGAGAACGGGAAAGUUGCCCCCUUCAACAGUAUUGGCGAGAUUGUUGUCGAGGGCCCCCCUCUGGCCCGCGGCUACCUUGGAGACGAAGGGCAGACUAACGCUGUCUUUCUUGGCGAUCCGAGCUUUCUCCGUGGUAUCGUGGCGGAUCCAAUGCGAUGCUACCGGACGGGCGAUCUCGGGCGGAUGAACGUUGAUGGUUCGAUUGACUUUUUGGGAAGAAGAGACAGUCAAGUGAAGAUCAAUGGCCAACGCGUCGAGCUUGGCGAGAUUGAGCACCAGUUGAAACAAUCUCUCCAGGUAGCCCACCCAUUCCAGUCUUCCGAGUUUACUUGGGAUGUUGUAGUUGAGCUCCUCCGGCCGAUUGGGGCAAGGAACGGCGUCCUCACAGCUUUCCUGGCUCCCAGGAAGAUGACCGGAAGUCUCGCGCACUACAGGGAGCAGGCUGUUGCCAGAAAAACAGACCCGGUCUGGAGAGAUACUCAUGACAGAUUCAAAGAAGCCUCCAGGGAGGUUUCUAGGGUUCUUCCAGCCUACAUGAUCCCUAGCGCAGUCAUCCCAUGCUAUGCAUUGCCCCUUUCGGCCUCCGGGAAAGUUGACAGGAAAGCACUCCGUCGCCUUGGAAAUGAGACGACAAUGAAGCAGUUAUUGCGGAUACCCGAACAACACAAAGACGACUUCUCCAGUGCUAGCACAGACAGAUCUGGAUUACAGUCAACCGACCUUACAGACUCCGAAGGAGAAUCAUCAGUCGGCCAGCACACAGUGUCGUCCGACGCACAGCCCUCGGACCUCAGCUGCACACCCGUGGAACUUACAUUGCGCAAGGCUUGGGCCAAGAUCCUCGGAGCUUCUGAAGACACCAUCACGGUCGACGACGACUUCUUCAGACUUGGCGGGGACUCCAUUGGGGCCAUCAAAGUCGUUGCAGCAUGCCGCCAACUGGGACUUCAGAUUAACGUCGCCAACAUCUUCAAGAACUCUGUGUUGAAGAAGAUGGCUUUGGUCUGCAAAAGUACUGAAGACCGCUACGUCAAGCCAAUAGUUCGGUUCUCUCCAUUCCAACUCCUACGCCAGGACGCAGUACCCGAGCUUCGCGAAGAAGCGUCAUUCCAAUGUGGUGUCAAGUCGGAGGAUAUCGAAGACUUGUUCCCCUGCACUCAUAUGCAAGAGGGCCUGAUGGCAGUCAAUCUUACACGACCAGGCAGCUACACCGGCCGGUGGAUCCAUCCGCUGCCUCAAGGAAUAGACCUGGCCCGGUUCCAAAGUGCUUGGGAGGACACCCACGCGACAACGCCAAUCCUGAGGACUCGGUUUGCUACGACUUCAGCCGCAGGUUCCCUUCAAGCGGUAAUCAAAGAGAAGAUUCAAUGGCUCUUCCAUGAUGAUCUUGAUGCCUACCUGGACAAGGACGACUCCGACCCUAUGUUUCCCGGAGACUCGCUUACCCGGUUUGCGCUCAUAUCGUCGACAGAUGGCGCUUGGACGUUCGUGUGGACCAUCCACCACAUGCUGUACGAUGGCUGGUCACUCGCAAUGCUUUGCAGAAUGGUUAACGACUUAUAUCAUGGCCGCAACGUCAAGCCGGUAACCGACUACCGACACUUUGUGCUGUACACAAAUCGACUCUCAUCCAGCACGUAUUCAGAUUAUUGGAAGGGAGAGCUCCUUGAAUCUCCUGCAUCUUGCUUCCCCGUCGUACCAAAGCAGGGUCAUCGGUCCUUUGCUAGAGCCGUUGUUAGGGACGAACUUGCUCUCAAUCUCGAUCCCUCUGCUGGUAUCACCAUGUCGACUCUUGUGCGCGCAGCAUGGGCUGUUAUGGUUAGUCAUUUCUCCGCAUCGGACGACAUUAUCUUCGGAGCAACUGUUUCCGGAAGGCAAGCGCCUCUCGAUGAUAUUGAGAGCAUUGGGGGACCAACAAUUGCGAGCGUUCCUAUUAGGGUUCGGCUCGAUAAGGAGAUGGCUAUUCUCAGUUUCCUCCACCAGAUCCAAGACCAGGCGACAUCAAUGAUACCCUUCGAACAGGCUGGAAUCCAACGCAUAAAAACUCUGAAUGAGGAUACAAAGCGAGGCUGCGAGUUCCACAAUCUUCUUGUGGUGCAGGCUGGCGGAGGCUGGGACGAGACAGGGUUGGGUCCUCUCGGGAAGCCGGUAUACCGUGAAGAGUACACGACUUUCCCAGUCACAUGCGAGGUCUGGCUCCAUCCCGGGCGAGUCGAGUUUGCAACUCACGUCGACGAGGAGGUGACAAGCCGGAUAUUUGUAGCACAGGCGAUUGAGACUGUCAAGGUCAUCAUGACCCAGCUCGCUUGGGCUGCAUCGAGGCCGAAUUCUGGCCUCAAAGUAGCCGACCUGGUUUUUGAUCAGUUUACGGGCCCUGAGAAAGCAUCUUCCCAUGACAAAGCAGUUGAAAAAGUUGCUUCUACACUGCACGGAACUAUCACAGAGAAGUGCCAACUACAGCCCGAACGAGACGCCAUCGUUUCAACAAACGAUUGCAUCUCUUACGCAGCUCUGGAAAGCAUGUCCUCCGCCCUUGCCACACAUCUAACAAAAAGCGGCGUAUCUCCAGGAGAAAUGGUCCCAUUAUGCUUCGAAAAGUCAGUAUGGACAGUCAUUGCGAUGCUUGGAGUUCUGAAAGCAGGAGCUGCCUUCGUUCCGUUAGACCCGAGCCAGCCCAUCUCCCGCUUAAGAGGGGUUGCUGCGCAAGUCAAAGCGAAGAUUGUCCUCAUGUCGAAAUUCCAGUCAAAAGCGACAGAUCUUGGUAUUGAUACACGCAUUAUUGUGGAUCGAGACUCACUUGAGGCAUUCACCAGCUGGUCGAGCUUCGAGACCCUCGCCCCUCAUUCCGAACCUGACCGUCCGGCAUACGUUAUUUUGACAUCCGGGUCUACUGGAACCCCGAAAGGCGUUGUAGUCUCACACUCCGCUUUUGCUUCUAGCGCAGCUUCACACGGUUCGGCCUUCGGAAUGUCUUGCACCAACCGCGUACUGCAGUUUUCCGCAUACAGUUUUGACGCUAGCUUGUUCGAGAUCCUCACUACACUUAUCCACGGCGGAACAAUAUUUGUUCCUACAGAAAAGGAGCGCCUGGAAGCCAUCGGAGAGUUCAUUGAGGGACACCGCGUUAACUUUGCUCUCUUGACGCCGUCAGUCGCCCGGAUCAUCGAACCUACAGAAGUUCCCUCGAUAAAGACCCUAAUUCUGGGGGGAGAGGAGCCAGAUCGACUGGUAGUCAAGAAAUGGCUGGAUGCUGGAACCAGGCUCUUCAACGCGUACGGACCGAGCGAGUGUUCCGUUAUUGCUGCCUGCUACUCCUGUUCCCACGAAACGGAUCCCCGAACAAUUGGUAUCUCUGUCGGAUGUUCAUCAUUGAUAGUGGAUCCAGACAACGAGUUAAGCCUAGCUCCUGAAGGGGAAGUUGGCGAGCUACUCAUUGGAGGCCCAAUUCUGGCCGAUGGAUACCUGAACGAUCCGGAACGAACACACUCAGCAUUCACCAACACUCCCUUGUGUUCAGUAGGCACUCGGGCGGGAGUUGACAGACGCUUCUACAAGACAGGAGACCUUGUCAAGAAAACCGAAGACGGCAAUAUGGUCUAUGUUGGUCGAAAAGAUAUGCAAGUUAAGAUUAACGGCCAAAGAAUUGAGCUGGGUGACAUUGAGUCUAACUUGGCUGGUUGCCUCGAUGUCAACCUUGCUGUUGUUCUUUUCCCAUCGCAAGGGCCAUUUUCGAAACAACUUGUCGCCGUUUUGGAGCUUCAGAUGGGCCAUAACGCAGCAGCCUCUGGACCCCGGUACAUGAACGCCUAUUUCAACAAGAAGGUGGACAGCAUUCGUCGAGAGCUAGCUGCGAAAGUACCUAGUAUCAUGAUGCCAACUCAUUGGGCUGACGCCAUCACACUCUGGGACGAUGGAUUUCCGCUAGCGGUUGGAGGGUCUACAGCCAUACUUCGAGGAGAGAUCCCCGCUUACGAUUUGGCGGAGAAGAUUGCGAGUCUGGCACCUUCCAAAUCAUCUUCUAGGCCAAGUCUGUCCAUGGGAGUUGAUGAUGCCUUCCUUCAUACGGCUGGUCUUGACUCAUUGAACAUGAUGUCGCUCAUGCACUUCAUUCGCAUGAAAUAUCGAACAAAAGUCAGCAUGCAACUACUGAUGGAUGAGACAACGAGCAUCCGAACACUGGCAGCAUUGAUCACCGGCUCUAGCACAAGUCGAGGCAACAUGGCAAAAGGUCCCUCACCAGAAGUCGGUGGAAGAGUGGAUAUUCUAGCCCAAGUCAACCGGUAUGAAGAGAAAUUGCUUCAGUUGUCGCCAAAAUUUUCUGGGCCUGCUUCCCAGAGCCUCGUCAAGACAUGGAAGGACAACAGUAUCAAAGUCUUCCUCACUGGGGCCAGCGGGUACUUGGGCACGCAAAUAUUGCGCCAGCUUCUCGAGAGUCGGAAUGUCAGUCGUGUGACAACUCUCGUGCGCAGUGCGAAUCUCGAUGAAGCAAAGAGUCGGGUGAUUGAGGCAGCUCGGAAGGCCCAGUGGUGGACCGAGUUCCACGAAGACAAGCUUGAAGCUUGGGUGGGCGACUUAUCACAGCCACAGCUCGGCCUAGAGCAAGAUCAUUGGAGUCUCCUUAGCGAUGGUCAGUCCUUUGACGUCAUCAUCCAUAACGGCGCAGUUGUUCAUUGGAACAAGAGCUAUUCAGCCCUAGAGGCUGUCAACGUUGGCUCGACUGCGCAACUACUUAGCCUCGCAGUCCAACGCCCAUCAUUGAGGUUCGCCUACGUCUCGGGAGGUCGACAGUGGAAGCGGAGCCCAGAACCGGACGAGGAUAUUGCUCGCGAGCUUGCAGAUUCGAUUGGCUAUAGCCAGACAAAGUUCGUUGCGGAGGUGCUGACCAGGAGGGCUGCCGAGAGAUGUCCCUCCACUGGAAGGAAUAUCGCAGUGUUUAGGCCUGGGCUCAUCAUUGGAACACCCACAGAGGGUGUAGCCAACUUGGACGACUACAUUUGGCGACUCACAUCGGCUAACAUCAACAUUGGUGCUUAUAACGACAGCGAUGAGGAUGCAUGGUUGCACGUAUCAGAUGCAGCAACUACCGCCGCGGCUACCAUUCAAACUGCCCUGAACCCCCAUUCACAGGCACACGCAGUCAAGAGCCAAGAAGACGGAAUGACUUGGGGUGCGUUUUGGAGGCUGAUACUAUCUGCGGGGUAUGGUAUUCGUCCAAGUCCUGCGUCAGAAUGGCUUUCGGCGGUCAGGAGGGAUCUUUUUGCGCGUCAGGAGGCGCAUCCUUUAUGGCCACUGGCGCACAUGCUCGAAGAUGGCUCAUUGGAAUGGGCGUUCCGCGUCAAUCAUCCGGAAGACUGCCCUGUGCGACUCAAAGUUGCUAUCAGAAGGAAUAUCGACUUUCUUGUUCAGGCUGGGUUUCUUCCUAGGAUUUGA
This is a messenger RNA of Colletotrichum graminicola M1.001, 7302 nucleotides long. RefSeq names its product amino acid adenylation domain-containing protein. Gene Ontology annotation, biological process: secondary metabolite biosynthetic process; amino acid activation for nonribosomal peptide biosynthetic process. NCBI's taxonomy places the organism in Eukaryota, Fungi, Ascomycota, Sordariomycetes, Glomerellales, Glomerellaceae. The transcript has 3 exons. Gene Ontology annotation, molecular function: phosphopantetheine binding; catalytic activity. Gene Ontology annotation, cellular component: cytoplasm. The record is from RefSeq and is a predicted model, not a curated record. Bases 1 to 7302 code for a protein of 2433 amino acids.